Hylaeus anthracinus is the source of this 4263-nucleotide messenger RNA. RefSeq names its product LIM domain-containing protein jub (gene jub). Lineage: Eukaryota; Metazoa; Arthropoda; Insecta; Hymenoptera; Colletidae. The record is from RefSeq and is a predicted model, not a curated record. The transcript is spliced from 6 exons. Bases 560 to 3220 code for a protein of 886 amino acids. Gene Ontology annotation, molecular function: transcription corepressor activity. Gene Ontology annotation, cellular component: transcription regulator complex; P-body; nucleus. Gene Ontology annotation, biological process: regulation of DNA-templated transcription; response to hypoxia; cytoskeleton organization.
UUUCGUUUGGAUGACUCGUAGCAGAGGGGAAAAUGUCUCGCAGGUAUAUGGUUUGACGAAGCACGAUGCGUGCGGGGUGCAUGUGUGUGCGUAUCGUGUGAAUUUUCGCAGGUGGUGAUUUUUGGUGCUGGACAGGACUCCAAGAUACGCCGGUCGACAGACGGUAGUCGAAAAGAAGAGAGGCGAACUCGAGGCGCCGUGAUCGCGGGGCGUAUCCCAAAAUCGUGGGGGAGAAACGGCCCUUGGUUUGCUCGAGUAUUCUUCGCGAUACUGUGCGUCGCGUUUUUUCGUAUUCCGUGAGAGAAUCGUGCGUGUGUACGACACGCAGUCGAGUGAAAACAAAGUUGGUAGGGAAGGGUGUAUCAAGCUGAGGGAGAUCGAUUUGACACGACGACCACCGAGCUGAUUCAGCUUUGUGAACGAUGUCGGAUCGUUUGGCAACGAUUUACCAAGGAAUCGCGAAAACGUCGAUUUAAACGGUACACGCGAAUAGUCUCUACGUAACGAGCACAAAAUCUUUUUUUAUUAUCGUUGAUCGCCUUGACGUGAAUCACUGCCAAUGUGCAACUCGGCCGACGCUUCUUACGUACAAAAGUUAGGUUAUCUGCAUCUCGGGGAUGAACCUAGUGACGCCGGCGGUGCAUCGGGUACCGGUAGGCUCACGGGAUCACGACCUGAGGCCCAGGUACCCGUAUCGAGAAGUAUCGCCAACAGGAAUGAUGCCAGAGGACCUGGCAGACCAGUUGGUGCUAUUGAAAGUUUCAUCGAAGGCAACUCUGAGAGCUGUAGACAAGCAUCAAUGACCGACUAUAAGUUGUAUGAGCGUGAAAAUAUAAUAGCUGCAUCAAGGUUUGCUACGCCUAAACCUGUGGAGCAGAUAAGCGCUCAACAACACCAACAACAGAAUCAAAGUCGUAUGAGUCAUCAACAAGCACCAGUUUACGAAAACAUUGAUUAUUAUCCGCAGCAAAGUCAACCUCAUCCUCCUUACUAUCAUCCAGUGGAGUCGAGAAAAAGCCCUAAGAGUAGUCCUAGGGGUUCCGUGGCAAGUGAAUCCUAUGAACCUACUUUUAGAAAAGCACAACCACAAGUACCUACUGGAAAUCGAUAUCAAUCGAUAUCGCCAGCUAAAGAAUUGCCUCCAUACGAAGCACCUCCUGUUUAUGAGAAUAUUCAGGAGGUACACUUCACAGAGAAUACGCAAAAUAAACCUGGUCCUCAGGUUCCACCUAAUUAUUACCACCCAGCCACCAUCAAUGGAGGUGACUAUGUUGUUAUGACUGGAAAAGUAGGUCAAGCCCAAAAUCAACGUGGUAUGACACAAAAUUUAUCAUAUACGCAACAGAGAGGAAACAAUAUUCGUGGCCAAAGUUAUGACGGUUCCAAUUUACAACGUUCUGUCGAUUCCUCUGGCUCAAGGUACUUACAAGGAUCUUCUUCGUCAUUGGAUCACCAAGCUGGCAGAAGUGCUUACGUUCCACCAUCAGAAUUACAAACGCCAACCAGAAAUUUUAGUUAUAAUUCCGAGCAACAACAACAACAACAUUCUUCUAGGUCUGGACUUCCUUACCAUAGCGAAUCCCCACCAAUACGUUUACCUCCAGAGCCGCAUCAUUAUCGUGGUUCAUUGGAUAAUUCGAUAAGUGGACAACACGGAUUUAGAGCAACAAACCAUGUAGAAGGUGCACAGCAAUUACAAUAUCGUCAGGAUAGUCCUCAAAGUUAUAAGCCAUACAUGGAGUCGACAACACGAACCACGGGUGCAAAUAUUGGCGGAGAGACCCAAGCCAGAAACUCACCUGUCUAUGGUGUACGACAAGGUGAGCAAUCUGCUUGCCGUAAUCCUCCCUGUUACUCUCCAAGUAGGAUAUUACCACCAAACGAAAGGAACUACCAUCAUCAAGAAUCUAGGUCGGACUUUCCUGCUAGAAAUUCCCCAAUUUAUUCCUCUAACCGAUCGACAGAACACUUAAGACUAAGUAAUCUGCAGAAUGAUAGAAACUUCAUUCAGGAUGUACCUGAUCCUUUUGAAGCAAAAUCACCACCCAUGUAUUCACCCAAUCGCAGUGAUUCUUCCAGAAUAAUAGCUAACAAUAAUGGUGCGAGAGGCUCCCCAAAGACAAGUCCGACUCACAAUCAAAUACCAUCCGAUACUAUUGCACAGAAUGUCAUUAAUUCGCCAAGACAUGUGUUAUCUUCCUCGAACAAUACUAUUGGAAGUCCUCUUCGUGGUCAAGUACAAGCACCGGUAACUAGUGCUAUAACUACUGCCACUGACUCUGAUUCAAAUAUCCAUGGUCCUAGAAUUACUAGCCUUCCUCCGGGGGUGACUAGUGGUGUUGCUGGUCCAGUUUUUUUGAGUGCUGGGGUACCUGUAUUACAAAGGCCAUCAGAACCAGAACCAGAAGAAAGAAAGUCGGUUAGUCCACCAAUGAAACCUACAGCUGGGAAGGGACUGCUUCCCUUCAAUGUUAUACCACCCAGGUCUUCGGGACCCACCGAAGCGGAGAGAAAAAUAGAAGAGUUAACGAGACAACUGGAAGAAGAAAUGGAGAAGCAAGAAGAGGAAGGUGAAUACUUCGGUAUUUGUCACACAUGCGGUGAAAAAGUUACUGGCGCAGGUCAGGCUUGCCAAGCCAUGGGUAACCUUUACCACACGAAUUGCUUUAUAUGCUGUUCCUGUGGAAGGGCAUUGCGCGGUAAAGCGUUUUAUAAUGUACAUGGAAGGGUUUACUGCGAGGAAGAUUACUUGUACUCUGGCUUCCAACAGACAGCCGAGAAAUGCGCGAUCUGCGGUCACCUGAUCAUGGAAAUGAUAUUACAAGCGAUGGGCAAAUCUUAUCAUCCAGGAUGCUUUCGAUGUUGCGUCUGUAACGAAUGUCUUGAUGGUGUUCCUUUCACGGUCGAUGUUGAUAAUAAAAUUUAUUGCGUUAAUGAUUACCAUAGAAUGUUCGCCCCUAAAUGUGCUUCUUGCGGAAAGGGAAUCACUCCAGUUGAGGGUACCGAGGAGACUGUGAGGGUUGUUUCCAUGGAUAAAGAUUUUCACGUGGAUUGUUACGUUUGCGAGGAUUGUGGUAUGCAAUUAACCGACGAACCGGACAAACGAUGCUACCCACUCGAUGGUAGGCUUAUGUGUCGUGCGUGCCACAUCCAACGCAUAUCCCACAUGCAACCUAGGGCACCGCAGCCAGUAUCAGCUAGCUAUCAAUUUAUGGGAUAAGUUAGGCGAGUUCCAUUAUCUAAGCAUUUCGCCGAAUAUUUAGAAGUGAACUAUGCACGUAUCGGUCAUCCGUUAAUUGACCGAACGAAGCUUUGAUUACCGCGGUGAAACUAACUUGUCCAUUGGUUUAUACGGUAUAAAUUAAUAGAAAAGACAGGUACCGAUUUACAUUCUAAUCAAUCAGCGUCUGCGAAAGUUAUAGCUUUAUUGUUCCUCUAAAUGAGAGGUUAGGAUAAUAUACCAAGACUGGAUAUUUACAGAACCGAAAUACUUACACUGCCCAUCGGGAUCAUCUCUAGAUUAUUCAGGUCUAAUUAAUAUCAUGAUCGAUCGAUGAUCUAUUUGAUAUUUUUAGCAAUAUAUUGUCGCUAUUUGUGACAAGUUUCCAUUGACAGCUACUAAUAUAGGUAAGUGGUAUAUUUAAUAUAUGUGGUCUUAUUUAUUUGUCCAAGGUACUGCACGCGAACGCGGUGGCCUCGUUAGGAUGAGCGAGUUGCGUAGGCAACUGUGAUAUAUUAGCAUAAUAAUGUCAUUAAGAAAUAAUUCCUUUACUUUAAUUUAUGUACAUAAAAUAUAUAUGUAUACAUAAUCAUAAUGCUGUGACGUGUCCACUGCGACAAAGGUCGACAGUAGUAUAUGGAUCUCAACAAUCGAGACCUAAGAUUUCUGGAUACGUUCGAUACCGAAAUUUUAUGAUGAUAGUACAUCGUAACAUACGCGAUGUAUCAUAUUUGCUAACAGUAUUUAUUAUGACAAUAUACUGGGUAUCGGUCAUUAGUACGAAAACAUUCGAAACACUCUUGAGAUUUAUCGAUAUUGCUCAGGAAUUAACGAAAUGAUUCACAAUUAUACGAAUGUUAUCGCUGAAGCUCAAAAUUAUGAGAAUCACGUGCUUGAACGAAUAGAGAUAUCAAAUAAAAUUUGGUGCAUUAUCGUGAAUAAUUUUACGGCGUUACAACGCACAAUUUGUGCUGCCAACAAAUUUGCUACAUGUCAAGGUUAAUCAAUAUCUAUGUGACUAGGUUAGGUUUAAGCUGCGAGUA